Messenger RNA from Malurus melanocephalus (red-backed fairy wren), 960 nucleotides. RefSeq names its product taste receptor type 2 member 9-like. Gene Ontology annotation, molecular function: bitter taste receptor activity; G protein-coupled receptor activity. Gene Ontology annotation, cellular component: membrane. Gene Ontology annotation, biological process: detection of chemical stimulus involved in sensory perception of bitter taste; sensory perception of taste; G protein-coupled receptor signaling pathway. The coding region runs from base 1 to 960 and encodes 319 amino acids. Lineage: Eukaryota; Metazoa; Chordata; Aves; Passeriformes; Maluridae. The record is from RefSeq and is a predicted model, not a curated record. The transcript has a single exon.
AUGGAAGUUUGUCACUCUCCACAGCAGGACAAUGUCACUUCAUAUGGAGCCACGUUUGUGGCCAUCAUCACCCUCGAGACAUUUGCUGGCAUGUGGAUAAACGCUUUCAUUGUUUGUGUGAUCAGCAUUGCCUGGGUAAAAAAGAAAAUCUUGAACUCUAAUGAGAAGAUCUUGCUGCUUCUGUGCUGCUCCAGGWUUUGCUGUUUGUGUUUCUCCUGGGCAUAUUGCUUUCUGUCGAUAAUUUAUCCUGAUUAUCUUUAUGUUCACCCCACAUUUCAACUAACUGUAUUUUUUCAAAGCUUUUUUAAUUGUUCACACUUAUGGAUUUCUGCCUGUCUCUGUGUUUUUUAUUGUAUAAAGAUUGCCAAUGUCAGGAACUGGUUCUUCACCUACCUGAAAGUAAAAAUUGACAGAAUUGUACCUUGGCUCUUGUUGGGGUCAGUGCUUUCAGCUUUGGCUGUUGGCAUCACCAGCUAUGACAUUGCUGAUAGAAAGAUCAGGAGCAGCCACAAUUCCACCAGUCCCAGAUUUUUUUCAAAACUGAGUAACAAAAUGGAUGAAUAUUUUUUCCAUAUAUACUUUAUUUGUGGCUUUGGAUUUCUCACUUCAUUCAUUGCAGUCAUCUCUUCUGCCCUUCUCCUUCUCUUUUCUCUCUGGAGACACAAAUGCAAAAUGCAGACAAACUCCAUGAGCAGCCUCAGCGUGGAUACCCACAUCAAAGCCAUGAAAUCUAUUCUCUCCUUCUUUACCAUGUACAGCUUUAACUUUAUAUUUUUGAUCUUAUCACUGAUUCCUUCAACAAAGGAAGAAAAGUAUGUGUUUUUUCCUAGUUUACUAUUUCUGUAUGCUUUUCCAGGUGUUCAUUCCCUUAUUCUGAUUUUCAGCAAUCCCAAGAUGAAAAAGACACUGAUUCUGUGGGGGGCUCUGUUCUGUGGCAAGUGCAAGGUUUGCAUGAGGUAG